Molecule: messenger RNA, 5570 nt
Organism: Python bivittatus (Burmese python)
Lineage: Eukaryota; Metazoa; Chordata; Lepidosauria; Squamata; Pythonidae
Source: RefSeq, a predicted model, not a curated record
GAAAAUACUUGAGUCUACUUUAGCGCCGAGGGCCACGCUUUGGGCCCCACCCUGCGUGCCUCUGAGGACGUGCAGAGUGCAUUUACACUUCUCAAGGGUCUAAGAUCACAGCUGGCUUUCUCGGCCGAAAGGGUGCCUCUGAGCAUGUGCAGAGGACGAUUGAAAAGCGCUUUUCGGUAGUACUGGACCCGAAGGGUGCUCCUGAGCCCCUGCAGAGGACUUCUUAAAGAAACUUCCUCAGCUGUAGUAAGGGCCCAGAUGGCUUGCUGGGCCUCAAGUGAAAAUCUAACGACCAGGCUGGCCUCUCUCUUCGGCAUGGACCAGACAGUGUCCGGUACCGGGAAUGAGUUUUUCCAAUAUACAGCCCCCAAACAGCCUAAGAAAAGCCUGCCAGCCACAGGUGCAGGCCCUCCGACACAGAAGCCUCCUCCGCCUGGGGGAGCGCCCUCCGUCUUUGUAGCCACAGCCGUUCAUGCCUAUCGUUUUACAAACGGGAGUUACGUGAAACAAGGCAAAUACGGAGCAGCCGUGGUGGGGUGCCAUGCAACCCAGGAGUACAGAAUCCUACUUUAUAUAAACCAGCAGCAGCAAAUCACCAGCGCUAGGAUCCAUCCAGGGUUCAUAUUCACGGUCCAACCCAACAACUAUAGUACAUUUUACGAUGAUCAGAGGCAGAACUGGUCCAUCAUGUUCGAAUCGGAAAAAGCCACAGUGGAUUUCAGCAAGCAGGUCUGCAUUGCCAAGUACAACAGUAGCCCUUCCCCUGAUUCGGUGGUGUGCCAGGAUCUGAUCAGCGGAGAGGGCCAAGGCGUGGAAGUCGGAGACGCCAUCGAAGUGGCCUUUACCAGCUGGCUCUUCCAGAACAAUGCGCUGGGGCAGGUGUUUGACUCCAACACGAACAAGGAUAAACUCCUCCGCUUGAAGCUGGGCUUGGGCAAAGUCAUCAAGGGCUUGGAAGAAGGAAUGCUUGGUCUGAAGAAGGGAAGCAAACGCUUCCUGCUUGUCCCUCCCGCCCUUGCUUAUGGGUCUCAGGGAGUCGCGAAUCGUGUUCCUCCGGACUCGACGCUGGCCUUCGAGGUGGACGUCAAGAGGGUGAGGUUGGCAAAGGACGCUGCUUCCAACGGGCAGAACGUGGCCCCCAGGGACUCCCUCGCACCUUCCCCAGGACCAAACACUGAACAUCUCGGUAUGGACCCUGCAGGGCUGCCUCCCAGUACUCUCCCUCCGAAGCCUGGGGAGCCAGCUGUGCGGGCCAAAUCCAACUCUAUCAGUGAACAGCUAGCGAACCCCGAUGUGGCGAAAGCAAAGCUGAUUUCACGAAUGGCAAAGAUGGGGCAACCUAUGUUGCCUUUCCUUCCGGGCUCCAGUCCCGCCCAGCUGGACUCAAGUGACUCGGAGAUCGAGGACCCAAACACCUUGCGAGAAGCUGCUCAUCCCGUCACAUCGUCUCCCCUGAAACCAUCUCCCCCCGCUAUUCUUCCUCAGAUAACAGCCCAAGUGCCCCAGGCGUCUGUUCCUGGACUCCAGGUGUCCUCAGCCGCUGUGAUGCCUGCAGCCCUGCACCCGCAUCCAGCUCUUCCUGGGGCUGCUCAGAGCCUUCAGGCGUUUACAGGGAUGAACUAUGCCUACCCACAAGGCCCUGCAGCAGCUUCCCAGCUCCAGCCUCUUGGGGCCAUCUAUCCUGCUCCUUUCCAAGCAGCUGGUGAUAUUGGAUCUUUCUUAAUGACGGAAGCAAGGCAACAUAACACCGAAAUCCGGCUGUCUGUGGGCAAAGUGGCUGACAAAAUAGACCAGCUAACAACCAAGGUGGAAGAGCUGCAGAAGCAGAAUUCCACCCAAAGCUUGUUACCAGGUACUAUCUCCUCUGUUACAAUGGAAACAACCAUGAUUAUGGCCAACAUCCAGCGCAUCAUCCAGGAAAAUGAGAGGCUCAAGCAAGAAGUCUUUGAGAAGAGCAGCCGCAUUGAGGAACAGAAUGAGAAGAUAAGUGAACUGAUUCACCGCAAUCAGAGGUACGUGGAGCAAAGCAAUCUGCUGAUGGAGCAAAGGAACAACUCUCUGCAAAUGAACACUGAGCACUCUCAGGCAAGAGUCUUACACGCUGAGCAAGAAAAGCACCUGCUGCCACUGGAUCGGGGGUGGGAUCAGGUUAAGGUUGCUGAAGAACUGGCGGCGGCUACGGCCCAGAUCUCCCAGCUUCAGCUGGAGCUGACCAGCCACCAGAAGAAGGAGAUGGACCUGCGCUCCCAACUGAAUGCUGCCCUGAAGGAGGCCGAGAGACAUGCUGCCCAGCUUAACCAGUUGCAGGCCCAGCUGGCAGAGCUUCAGGAGUCAUCUGCAGAGGCCAAGAACAAAUUCCAAGUGGAGAAGCAGAGCCGUAAGCUGCUGGAUGGGAAGGUGGCUGCCUUGGAGGAAGAGUUGGCUGACCUCCGGGUGGAGAAGGAGAACCUAGAGAAAAAUCUUUCUGAAAGAAAGAAGAAAUCUCUCCUGGAGAGAAAACAGGCCGAAGAAGAGGCGGAUGAGAUUCGCAAAUCUUACCAGGAAGAGCUGGACAAGCUCCGGCAGGUUCUGAAAAAGUCACGGGCAUCGACCAACCACGUUGCUUCAGAGCAGACAGAGCUGGAGUCCCAGUGGGAAGCCAAAUGCGAGCGCCUGCUGAGUUCGGCCAAGGAGCAACAUGCCCGCCAGUUCCAAGAAGUGUGUGAACAGCGGGAUGCCCAGCAGCAGAUGGUCUCCCAACUGGAAGAGAAGAUUUCUCUGCUCAAAGCCAGCAGGAACUCAGAGGACAAAAAAUUUGUAGAACUUCAGGAGCAAGUGGAAGAACUGGAGGCAGUCAAAGGCAAGUGUGCAGCCUUGCAGUCCCAACUGACAGACCUCACUGUCCGUUAUGAAGAGCGGAUCCAAGAGCUGGAGAAAGGCAUUGAUAGGACCCCACCGACAGCUUCGGCUGAAGCGGUGAAAAAGAUCAUGAAUCGAGUCUUCCAGUCCCUCCGAGGCCAAUUUGAGUUGGAGGAGUCCUACACGGGAAGGAUCGUCCUUGGCGUGGUCAUGAACACCAUCAAGACAAUAACUCUGCAGCUGCUGGAGAGGCCGGAAGAGAGCAGCAGUGAAGAGGAGGGACCACGGCAGCGAGGAAGCCCAGUGGCUGUCGACCAAGUGCAGCCGAGCAGUUCUGACGAGCCACCAUCGUCCAUUCCUUCAGACCGCCUAGAAGAAGACCCUGACAGUUCUCCUCCUCCCUCUCUGGAAGGAAGCCAGAGCAAGCAGGCACAGGAGGCACAGCGUUCAGAUGGACCUGCUGAGUUGACCCCUGCAUCCUCGGAUCCAGUCCCAAAAUCUCUGGAGGAGGAGCUCUCGCCACAGGAGGAGGAUAGGGAGGUGGCUGUGUCCAGACCAACAGAAGCACAUGCUUUGGGUGGUGCUGGCGAUACAGUGGAGAACGUGCCUGCAGAUCCUGUUCCCUUGAAGCCAGCAGUUGAGGAGGCAGCGCCUGCACUAGACCCAGACAGGGAAGAGGACACUUGCCCAGAUGUUCCUGACCAGGAUCCCACCUCCUUGACCCUCCCGUCCGGAACAACAGGAGAGAAGGUCCAAGUUGGGGAGAAGCUACCACCAGCAUCUAUCCCUCCAGAAGAGGAUUCCAGCACCCAGGAGGAUAAAGGCAAUUUGUUGAAAGGAACCAACUGUACGCUGCCUGCAUCAGGAGGUCCACUGGAAGAGGAGGAGGAGGAGGAGGAUGAAGAACUGAGCCUAAAGGGGCGGCCACCCCCGACCCCCCUCUUUGGGGACGACGAAGACGACAACGACCUGGAUUGGCUGGGAUGAACGACCGGACGAGACUCGGAAGACUUGAGUGGAAACAUUUUGCUUUGUGGUUUUGCACAGAGGGGCCUCCAGUGCUUGCUGGCACUCAGGUGGACACAGCAAAAUUCUGAGAUUGCUACUUGCACCCUCGGGGGCUUCGAUUACCAGAGGUUUCUCUCCCUGGACUGAAACAAAGAACAAGCUUUCCUCUGCAUUAAACUUCAGCUCAGUCGCCUGCUGGACCCCCCCCCCCCCCUUUUUGAGCGAGCAUGCUUUUGCGGAGGGGCAGGUGGAGCUGAAACGGUCCCCCGGUCGCUCCGGAGUCCCUGUUUGACACCAACGUGAAAGCACCAAGGUUUUUCUUCCUUUCUGCCCCAUUUCCCCAUCCCACCCACGCUUUUGAUGAUUCCCCACAUACUGAUCCAUUCUCCCUAUACACGCGAAGCAGAGCAACCUACGCCUACGGUGGGAUUUUAAACUGCAACCGAGGGGCCUCUUUUCUGCAGUAGAGGGGAGAGGAUCAGCAGUUGGGGUUUCAACCAUCUCCGGGCUGUUUUCUUCAAGCACUGCCUUUCUCUGGAGGCUCCAUCAGCUGCCCAGCAUUGCAGGCCAAGAAGGCAGUUGGAUGAAGAGCCCUAGAAACUGUUGAAGGACCAAAAGCAGUUCUAGCGAUGGAGGACAGAUUCUGGCUUCUCCCAGACGCGUAAGAGAGCAGCUUUGAACCUGCUUCUUUCAUUGCAUUCUUCGGUUUCUAAAAACGAAAAGAGUAUCUGCGGUGUGCUACUCCUGCCAUACUCUGGGUGAGGUGGCUUUUCCUGGGCCAGCUUUUCCUCAUUUUUGUCCUCCCCGGGCCAAACAGCAACUGGAAGUGGCCCACUGACCCCAAGGCAAUGCUUCCUAGUUCACAAAUGCUUUCAGGCUGGAGUUAUUCCUUGGAGUAUUGGAGGAAUUGAAAAUUUGAUAUCGAAAUAUUGGUAUAAUUGGAAUAAUAGGCCAGUUUUGCUGGGCAAGGGUGUCCAAUUUUGCCCUUCCUUUUGUUUUUUUAAGCAAAAGGUGGCCGGUGAGAGACACAUGGUAAUAUUCACAACAAAUGAGAUGUUAACUAUUUCUAACUCCAUUGGGGUGUCGUUAGUUUGGGAAGCAGAUCCCCACCAAUGCAGUGAAAAGGCGAUUCUGCAUUUCAAGGGGGCUCCUGGAGCAGGAGUUUCUGUUCCAUUCCUAAUAUGUUCAAAUAUGUCAGAUCUGUGGAUAAUAGCCGCCCCAAAUGCCUCAAGAAAGUGAUGUUCCCAUGAGCCUUUUUAUGUAAGGGCUGGUGGGUGUGCUUGUGGAAGAGGAACUAGAUUAAUUCAGCCUUCAGUCCAGCAGUACCCAAUCCUUCAGUUGAUCCUGCUUCUGAAUCCCCUUCCCGUAGCAUCAUGUUGCCUAGUUUUAGAGGAAGUGGUGGGAAAUUCUUAAAAAGGUCACUUUUUCUGAUAAAUGGAAAUAUACAAGGAAACGCCAGUUGAGUGGUUUUUGGAUGAACCCCAAAGGCUUCAUUUCUCUGCCUCCUUCCCCCAAACCUUCAUGGUUACAUGCAUUGUCUGCUGUUGUCUUUACAGCUUUGCUAAUGUUGUUUCAGGAGUUUUCUCUCUGGAAGCAGAACGUAGGACUAACUUGGCUCGGCCUUCUAUUAGAAACUGGGCAAAAUUUGCAAAUCUUGUCUCUUUUUUUGGAGGGGAGGACCCAUUAAAAAAAAGUGCAAUUAAAGUCAAUUAAAUCUCCACUCA